This is a messenger RNA of Cimex lectularius (bed bug), 1444 nucleotides long. Its product is annotated as neural cell adhesion molecule 2-like. The record is from RefSeq and is a predicted model, not a curated record. The annotation marks the transcript as partial. Gene Ontology annotation, molecular function: protein binding. The transcript has 7 exons. Gene Ontology annotation, cellular component: neuron projection. Lineage: Eukaryota; Metazoa; Arthropoda; Insecta; Hemiptera; Cimicidae.
GAUGUACGUUGAGUAAUAUAGUAAUUGAGCCUUCCGUCUCUGAAACUGAGCAGCUGUACAAUGGAUCCUACGUCGUCUUAUGCCACGGUGAAGAUACUUUCAAUACAACGUGGCGAGGACCCGACGGCAAUAUCAUCCAAAAUAAAUACGGAAGGGUUCACAUCGAGGAGACGAUGAUCGAAUUCGAACACCAUUCACUUUUGGUUUUUCAAAACGUAAUCACAGCCGACAGAGGCAAAUACACCUGUACGUCGAACGUCCGUGGUGAAUUGCAGCAGGCAUCGUUCACCAUGUCUGUUGUCAAACGUUUGUAUUUUAAUGAACCGUCGAGACAUCAAAAACUGAUCGAGGGCCACAACAUGAUGGUCAUUUGCGACGCCCACGGUGACCCAACACCCAACGUCACCUGGUACUUCAACGACUAUCCUUUAUUUAAAAAACGUGGAGGAACAAAACGAUUUUCCCAGUUUCACCAAGGUCUACAAAUUAGAAAUGUCUCCUUGGAAGACGAGGGUUCCUAUCUUUGCCAAGCCCUCCAGACGACUUUGAAGUCAACAUUCGUCGAAUAUUUGCCAAUAUAUGUUGAGGUGUUGUAUAAACCGAGAUGGCCUCAGAGUUGGUCCAGCCGAGAUAACGAAGCAUACGGCUACCUAGGUGGAACGACCAACAUAACAUGUCAUGCGGGUGGAAACCCUAUACCGGGAUACGCCUGGACUAAAGAUAACCGGACAUUGGACUUCUCCUACGCCCACGUUAUUCAAGAGGAAAAACGUUCCAUACUUCAAGUGAGAUUAUUCCACAAAAGGGUGCUGGGCAAAUACGAAUGCAUGGCGGACAACAGAGUAGGGAGAAUAUGGAAAACGUUCAUACUCCGUGAGGGAAGAAAACCGGAAACCCCUAUCAGGGUGAGGAUCGCCGCAGUGACUGGGAACACAGCGCUGGUCGCUAUCGACGCCUCAAACGAAAGAACGGCGAUCGGAUUUAGAUUUGAGUUCGUUAAAGUUCACACUUUGGAUUUCUCCCCAGCCUGGAUACAUCCAGAUUACCAAGACGUCCCUAUCACUGACGAUCGUUAUAUGAUAGUCGACCUGAUACCCAACACACACUACAAACUGCGCGUUGCGACCAAAUCCAUUGCAGGCCUCAGCGACUUCACUGAAGAAAUCGGUUUUACAACGUCAAAAGGUCCAAGACUAUCUACGUCGUUUGCCCUGAUCAUCACAUCAGUUAUACUUAAAAAAAUAUUUUCCACAUUGCACACCAAUCCAACAAUGUAAUAUAAAGGGAAAUCGUGUAAAUUUGUAUUAUAGUAUACUUGUUUUUGUAUGUUUUACACAAAUGUACUUUAUUCCGUAACAUUUAUAAAUAAAUUGUCGUAUAUGUAUUGUAAUAAAUUUAUCAAUUCGCCUUAUAAUUACCUAUCUACUUCAAGAUAAGCUUAGCC